Messenger RNA from Saimiri boliviensis boliviensis (Bolivian squirrel monkey), 2263 nucleotides. NCBI's taxonomy places the organism in Eukaryota, Metazoa, Chordata, Mammalia, Primates, Cebidae. The record is from RefSeq and is a predicted model, not a curated record.
AUGGGUGCACGUGUGCGCGCUUGGAAUGAACCCAUGCUUGUGCUCGAGUAUACGCGCGCUUGUGCACCUGCAAGGCAAUGUGGGCGACCAGCAAAUUGCCCUUUUGCAGGAGGCUGGGGACGCCCCUGGAAGUUCGCCUUCGUCCUCCAGGUUUUCUGCCUUUUCCCUUCCCCCUUCCUGCAACGCCCCCGCGCCUGCUCAGCCUGGGGAUUUCCCGACGCUUUGCCGGCCCUCUCCGAGUCCCGGGAUAAAUCGGUUUGGAACACAUCUGGCUGGGAGGCGCUAGGGCUGAGAGCAGCUAAGCGGCCCGGGCCAGGGUCUUGCGGACUCUCUGGGUCUGGCCGACGCGGCCGCUCCCGUCACUGCGGCGCGGGCCGAGCUGACGGCCGCGCGCCCGCCGCCGCCGCCGCCGCCGCCGCCGCCUCCAUGCUGCAGCGCGGGGCUCAGCUCCACUCGGCCAGGAGGCCGCGGUUGCCCGCACACGCCGCCUUGGGAAGCCCGGUUCCCCGGCCCGCCUGGGCAGCGGCCACCGCCCCAGACCUCAGCCGCUCGCCUAGCGCCUGAACUGCGGACUCGCCCCAGCGCGGUGGCCAGCGGGCGGGGCGCUGUGUGCAGCCGCGCGCAGGGAAGCGGUGAGCGUGUGCAGAGCUGCCCCAACCUAGGACUGUGUAUGUGUGUGCGCGUGUGUGCUUGUGUUUGCGCGUGUUUUUCCUUCUUCCCUUGAGGGUGUGAAUUGUUUCGCAGCUGGCUGCUCCCUUAGGAUUCUUGACUUUGGGGAGCUCUGGGCUGUGAGCACAACCCACCCAUAUAAUCCAUUUUGCACGGUCGGUUAUAUCAGGGGAAAAAAAAAGCGCAACUGGACGGGGGUGGGGCAGACCGACGAAACCUUCUGGAAAUACACAGACACACUCACAGGAGAGAUGAAAAAUUCAAAGACUUGAGAAGACUUUGAUAACCUCCCUGCUGGCCCUUCUGUUUUCCGGAAAGAUCUUGGAUGUUGGCUACCUUUUCAAGUCAUCUUGGCAUGUCUCUAGUGUUUUGUAAGCCGCUUUCCAGCUAGCUGCGUGUGUGUGUGCGCGCGAGUGUGUACGCGCGCGCCUAUCUCAUGCAUUUGACUGUCUUUUAUCCAACUGCCCAGAAUGUGUUAACUCGGCGAUGCCCCUUCAUGCCCAGGUUCUUGCAGAGCUCUGAGGACGCCCGGACCCAUUUUCCUGGCUGGAUUUAGAGCGGCUGCUGGGCUGUGGACCCAGGUGUGUGGAUCACUUUACCCAGAAGCUUGGAAAGCGCCAGUAUUAACCGGCUUCCAGGUACAUCACAAGGUCAAGAGAGGGUCUUGCAGCCCUCUUGUUUCCGUGUAUCUACACUUUCUCGUCUUGGCUACAAGGAUAUUUACGUUUUGUUCCACAGCAUUUGAAGCCAAAAGUUCAGCCCUUCGAGCUGCUUUGCUAUACAAAAAGAAAAAAACAGGUAAUGAGGAUUGCUUAUCAAACUGCCUAACAUAAUCCUCACUCUUCCGCAGCCUUUUCCCGGCUUCCUCCUCCCCACCAAAAUGUCACCAGCUCUUGAAUUACGUGGAUUCGGGUUGGAGGAGAACUUGAAGGAAACGUGAUUAAACGGCUAUGCGAGAACGCUCUCUUUGCUGCCCGCGGUCCGGUGGGCUUCGAAGCCACUCGUGAGAAGGACUGCUUCCCUCCGUGCUGCCUUCCUCCCGGUGCAGCGUUGGGUGUGAGUGUGCAAGUGUGAGUGCAAGUGCGCGCGCCUGGGUACGAGUGUGUGAGUGUGAGCGUGUCUUGUGUGUGCGUGCGCGGCCGCCCUGCCUCUGCCCGCUCCCCAGGCGCGGAGCCGCGGGUUUCAUGGGGCGAUUGCCGCGGAUCCCCCACCCAGCGCGACCUGCGGGCAGCGGCGGCAGUGUCAGGAGCCGCCUUUCCGACUCCCUAGGAUGCGGGUGCUGAGCUAUGGCAAAGGGCAGCGAAGUGACGAGCUAGACCCGCGUACGACUGUGAAAGCCACCUGGAGCCACCUUGUCGGGAUUGUACCUGCAGGCAGAAAGUCUUCCUACGACCGUCUUUUCCCCUAGAGGCACCAGAACCCCUGUAAGCAUUCAGCCAGGUGUUGAGAAGACAUGUAGCAGCUGAGAACCCAUCUUUUGGCACCAUCCUCAGAAACCAGCUUUGGAGAUGCUUUCACUCUGUCCGUCUUCUGCAGCAGCCAGGCAGAGUGCUGACUCCUUCACAGCAGUGAGGAACGCUUCACGCUCCAGAAG